Molecule: messenger RNA, 1402 nt
Organism: Megalobrama amblycephala (Wuchang bream)
Lineage: Eukaryota; Metazoa; Chordata; Actinopteri; Cypriniformes; Xenocyprididae
Gene: gpr84
Product: G protein-coupled receptor 84
Exons: 2
Coding region: 134-1378 (414 amino acids)
Biological process (GO): neuropeptide signaling pathway
Cellular component (GO): membrane
Molecular function (GO): urotensin II receptor activity
Source: RefSeq, a predicted model, not a curated record
UGGAGGGACUAUUUGAUAAAACACAGAAAAGAGACAUGCAGAGACAAACUGUGCUAUAUGAAAAAGGGAACAAAGUAGGGAUAGUUAUAAAAUCAGGAAGGAGGUAAAAAGAACCAGACCAUAUAGUAGUAGGAUGGACGCCACAGCUGUUGCAAGGAUGUGGAACGAGACGGAUCCUCUGAGAAAUGAUUCCUUUUCUUGUGCGUCCCCUUCUGUGGAGGGCUACCGUUAUUUUGGUGUCCUCUUGGGAUCGGCUGUGACCAUAGUAGGAACCAUAGGGAAUAUUCUGACGGUGCUCGCCUUUGCUACCGAUGUCAACCUGAGGACGCGUUUCAACGUUCUGAUAGUAAAUCUUGCCUUUGCUGACCUCCUAUACUGCACCAUGCUCCAACCUGUCAGUGUUGACUCAUAUCUGCACCUGCACUGGAGAGGCGGAGCCACAUGGUGCCGGAUGUUUGGAUUCCUACUGUUCCUGUCCAACAGCGUGUCCAUUAUAACAUUAUGCCUCAUCGCUAUGAGCCGUUACCUGGUUGUUGCGCAUCGCACUUCUCGCUGUGCCCGUCUUCUCCUAUCCCACCGUGGAGUGGCGAUGCUCCUCAUCUCCUCCUGGGUACUAGGUGUGGCCAGUUUCGGCCCACUUUGGCCUGUCUACGUGUUCGCCCCGCAAGUGUGCACCUGCAGUUUUCACCGCACUAAGGGCCGGCCUUACACCACCGUGCUUCUUUUCAUGUACUUCUUCCUGGGCCUGGGUUGCGUGGGUCUUUUUUACUUUCUGAUCUACCGUAAGGUGAGCGUAGCCGCCAAGGCUUUCCUGAAGUACAGGCCCAGUCGUCGCUCAUCAAAACGCAAGCAGGCUGAAGCCGAAGGGACGACGGAUGACAGCGGGAUCAAUGCCACAGCCUCAACAACUCAAAGCUGUGAGAUCAGCAGUGAUGGGGCGGGAGCAGAGCAGCAUAAGAACAGAGCGCAAGAAGCCCACGCAACCACACAAGAGCCAAAGAACUCCAUUCAAAGUGCCUCCAAUGAGGUAAAAACAUCCUCUAAACCAGCUCCGGUAGUAAUCCAGACCACUCCAGCUGCCAACUCAGGAGAGGACAAUGAAUUUAAACGCGUGACUCGGAUGUGUUUCACAGUCUUUUUGUGUUUUGUUGGCUGCUUUGCACCAUUUCUGCUGCUGAAUGUUGCCGAUAAGGCAAAUCGCGCACCACAGGUCGUUCAUAUGAUUUGUGCAAACCUCACUUGGUUAAAUAGUUGCAUUAACCCUUUGUUGUAUGCCGCCAUGAACCGGCAGUUUAACCAGGCCUACAAAGACCUACUAAGCAAAGCUGUACAUCCACUAACCUGGAUAUGGAGAACCCACCGGUUCACAAUAAAGUGAUAAUGAAGAAGAUUUCAAUCUGAA